AUGCAAAUCAAGGACGAGGAGGCUCCGAUGUUCCCUGGAAAGCUGAAGAGUGAUCCCAACAAACGGUUUAGGGAUAAAUAUUGCCACUUCCACCGUGACCAUGGUCACGAUAUGGCCGAUUGCUAUGACCUAAAGCAGCAGAUCGAGGCCCUUAUCAGACAAGGAAAACUGCAGAAGUUCGUUAACAAGGAGAAAACAGAUCCACCCCCACAAGACCAAGACCAACACCCCCGAUGGGAUAAUAAGCGACCGAAACCCCCGAUAGGGGACAUAAGGAUGAUCGUAGGAGGAACGGCUGCCGCUGGGUCAUCCAAAAAGGCCCGCAAAACCUACCUUAGGAUGAUACAAAAUGUUCAGCUAAUGGGGGCCGUGCCAAAGAUAGCACAAAUAGAAGGCCCUAUUAUUGGUUCAGCAGAUAUUCUAUACUACCCGGCGUUCCAGCAGAUGAGGAUCGACAAGGAGCGAUUGAUUCCAACAAAUGCCUCGCUCGUUGGUUUUGGAGGGAGCCGGGUAUUCCCCCUGGGCGCGGUCACAUUGUCCGUAGUGGUAGGUGAUUACCCCGAGCGGAUAAUUAAGGACGUAACAUUCUUAGUGGUCGAUUGCUCGUCUACCUACAAUGCUAUCCUCGGACGACCCACGCUCAAUUCGUGGAAGGCGGUAACUUCAACUUACCACAUGAUGAUUAAGUUUCCUACCGACUAUAGAGUAGGGGAGUUGCGCGGAAGUCAAAUGGCAGUGCGUGAAUGCUAUGUGGCUAUGAUGGAGAUGGAGGAUCAGGUCCAAGUCUUGAAUAUAGAAAAGUACUGGACGGUGACGAAGCCGGUAGAGAAACUAGAAGAGAUACCCCUUGACAGUUCUGAUCCUAACCGAACAACCAAAAUUGGAACCCUCACUAACCCCGCGAUCCAUCAAGAGCUCAUAACCUUCCUCAGGAGCAAUCUAGACGUAUUCGCCCUGGAGUCAUGA
Quercus robur (English oak) is the source of this 966-nucleotide messenger RNA. RefSeq lists its product as uncharacterized. The coding region runs from base 1 to 966 and encodes 321 amino acids. NCBI's taxonomy places the organism in Eukaryota, Viridiplantae, Streptophyta, Magnoliopsida, Fagales, Fagaceae. The transcript is spliced from 2 exons. The record is from RefSeq and is a predicted model, not a curated record.